AUCAGGAUAGGUAUAAUACUUCGAUCAAAGUACAUCAGAUAAUUUUCAAGGUAAUUAAGUACUGAGAUCCAAUAACAUUUUCCUCUUACCUAAUUUUUAUUCUAUGUGUAUCUACGAAUAGGUAUGUAACAGCUCUCUAGGCUUUAAAAACAAAAAAUAGUUGUUAAUCCUUUUUCAAUUUGGCCAUCUACCUGGCUGAACAUGAGGUCAUCGCGAAGCCUAUUAUUAUACAUAGCAAUUUCUGUCAUACUACAAUUAUCAUUAUGCCAAAAAUGGAAGGAGAUGGACAUCGCCCAGCGACAACUCUCCUCAUUCCUAAAUUCUACGACACCCGAACUACUAUUAAACGAACUCGUAAACGAGCUAACUCCAAACCGAUCAUCAUCACUCGAAUGCUUGAUAUUCGGUAACGAAGGCUGCCAAUUCAUCUGCAACCUGAAAUGCAUAAUGUACGGAUGCGUCAGCAACGCAAUCUGCAUUCCCUCCCAAAAGGUAUGCGAUUGUCGCGAAAUCUAUCAAAUUGGAAACGAAUACGUCAGCUCUAGAUUCUUCCGAUUCCUGCCAUUCGUCGAUUUAUGGGAUUACCGUUUCGAGCACAAUAUCGCCUCCAUCUUCGUAACCAGUGCAAUCAAAAAAGACAUCAAAUUAACCCAAGCUAUUGGUUUUCUACUACAAGAUCCUCACAUCACCGGUACCCAAAUAAAGAAUAAGAUGAUUCGAAUGUUCCCCGAAAACGAAUGGCUGUUAACUAAUUUGAAACCGAUUGUUCGGGCUAAAAUUGAUUCAUUUCUCAGUUCACGUAGGCAUUUCGACUAUCCGGCUUUUACGUACUAUUUGAACGAAUACAUUAAAGAUAAAUACGAAGAUAUUCGAAGUAAUAUUAAGAUCGAGGAAAGUAGUGGCAUUGAGGAUUACCUCAAAGAUCGAGAAAACAUCAAGUACAUGGUCAGGCAGUUGUUGCUGUUUCCUUCCGAGUACAUGAGAAAUGUCAUGGAUACAUUUAGCGCUAUUACUGGUAUUUCGUACGAAGAAGUGGCUAAUGUGACUCAUAUUGACUUGUACACAAGUCAGAAUCCUCAGCAUCAACUUACUUCUCAACAAAUCGAUGAAAUUUUACAAGCUGGAGCACUGAGUCAAUUGGUAGAAUUUAAAACGAUAUUUAAUAAUAGCGAGAAAGACGAUGAGAAUGCGAAUGAGCUGAAGACACAGACGUCAUCGUGAUACCUACUCUAUUUCACGUAUCCUCAAUGUAUGAAUCGAAAUCAAAUUAUAGUCAUCAAGAAUCGAAUAAUACUGUAUCAAUUUGGUAAAACGGAUUUAUAAAAUGGAAAAUUUCUAAAAUUAGGGCCUCAUGGCCAAGGACACAGUUCAAUCUGCUUAUCAGCGAAUGACAAUCCAGCAACAUUCAAAGCAACAUAUUCAUUUGUUACUGUUUUCCAAUACCUAUACAAUAUAUUCUUCAACACAGAAUCGCUCAAAUCAUACGAUAGAACCGAAAAUUCGGGAUUUUAAUAUUCAUAAAAUUUCAUAGCAGUGUUAAUUAUACGAGUAUAAAUCAAGAAUUGUUUCAUACAUUUUCUCGAAUUCUAA
Molecule: messenger RNA, 1590 nt
Organism: Planococcus citri (citrus mealybug)
Lineage: Eukaryota; Metazoa; Arthropoda; Insecta; Hemiptera; Pseudococcidae
Exons: 4
Coding region: 202-1221 (339 amino acids)
Source: RefSeq, a predicted model, not a curated record